GUCUCUCGACUGGUCGUGUCACCAACGUAACGGAAGUACGUACGUACGUACGUCGCGCGCUUAAUGUCGCGUAAGUUAUUCGAUAUUUGCCGGGUAAUGUCGCGUAACUCGUUCGAUAUUGCGACAGUGAUAUUUCUAACGUCUUUCGUGCGCGACGGCGCGGACCUCCUUCGCGCGAUGAUAAACACUCGUCCGACCACUUCGCAAACUACCUUCGAUCACCACGAUCACCACACACCUUCGAUCGCGCUGAUGGUUGGGCUUCGUAAUGGCCGACUGACGCGGCAACUUCACACUCCGACCGGGAAUCAGCCGCGAUUCUGCGUGGAGCAACUUUGUAGCGACGACGCACGUACCACAUCGAAACGGCAAGUCAUUAGAAGUUAUAAUUAA
Messenger RNA from Wasmannia auropunctata (little fire ant), 393 nucleotides. RefSeq lists its product as uncharacterized. Lineage: Eukaryota; Metazoa; Arthropoda; Insecta; Hymenoptera; Formicidae. The transcript has 2 exons. Bases 64 to 393 code for a protein of 109 amino acids. The record is from RefSeq and is a predicted model, not a curated record.